UUGCUGCGUAGUUGAAUGUCCGCAAUGUUGCUUGCUAUAUGCUAGUUUAUCCGAAGUCGGUGCCGUCUAAGUACUGUCUAAUUUCAUCAGGGUGUUAGUAAUCUUAAAUCCUUAGUGCAGAAUCAUCCAGUAGACAAAAUGCUGAGAGUCUGCGAUACACUUCGCGUAGUGGACGUCAAGAGUAAGAGACUCGGACUAGCGGGUACGGAGACAGACUACCUCCGUGCCUUGCAGGACGCCAUGGCGAACAUGGACAGGUGUGUGGAAGUGGAGGUGCUCAAAAGUCUGGGUGACGUAAACUUGGAAAGGGGACAACUUGACAAGAGCCCAGAAAAUUUUGACAGAGCCAUGGUGUUGUACAGGACCGCACUGAUCCGGUGUAACGACGCAGAUGUGGGAGAAAGUUUUAAACAUCGCUAUCACUAUGCAAAGAAAAUAAGGUUAGGGAAGCUAUCAACCGCUUCAAGUAGUUAUGAGCCCCUUACUAACAUCUGGAAAAGUUAUUCGCUGGCUAAUGUAGCAGAAAUGUUUCUAGAUCUAGACAGAAGAUUCACUGCUUGUUUUGUUAGUGGCAAAAGCCUGUCUUUGCUUAUCGAAUAUACCAGAUUGAUGGUAGAAGGGAUCGUAAACGGUGACAAUAUGUUAGAAGUGGAAGCGAUCAAGAGUCUCGGCGACGUGUACCUGAAAAGAGGAACAGAAACUAGAGACACGACAUGUUUGACCAAGGCCACUGCUCUGUACAACACUGCACUGACACGGUGUGAGCGGUUCCAGGAUACAGUGGCACUCAUUCACCGCCUACUGUACACGGCAAGGAUCAGACAAAGGAGAUCUAGACCGACAGGAAAGAAGAUUCCAAAGCAGCACAGAGUACAACAACAACAGCAGUGUCACGUGUCACGGGACUUUCUGAUGACGUCACCCAACACUGAUAUCGGAGAGGCCAGGGAUCAGAAGUCUAUGUCUUACGAGGAGCACCUGACUAUAGGGGACCGCGCACUGACUGAUGGGAAGCUGGACGUGGCAGAACAGAACUUUGCGUCUGCUCUAAGACUCAUUCAUAAUCCGAGCAAACCCGAUCGAGGUAAGGAGGCCGAAUGCCUGUCCAGACUUGGUGACGUUUACGUCCGGCGAGGUGAAACAACAAAAGAAGGUAGGAAAUUCACACAAGCAGCAGCUCUGUACAACGCAGCUAUGGCAAGAACAAACAAGAACAAAAGUAAUUUGACAGGAAGACUUCAGAAUGUAGAACAAUCGUUCCUCCACGACACAACAAAUGUAGAAACAAAAUAUGUUCCUCCUGAUUUGGCUAUAGGUCAUAAGAAGCGAUUACAAGAGAUGCGUACGUGCGCUAAGUCACAACUGGAAGCCAUUGAUCAACAACACAACCCGUACCAAUACGACGAGGAUGACCCAGUCAUGAUAACAGUCGAGGCUGAGAGAGCUGAAGCAGUCAAGGCUCUAUUCAAGAACAUUGCCAAAGAUAGACAGAAUUUCAUCCAAGACCUGUUAAAUGAAUGUAUUGACAAACUGGGUCCUUCUCCGUGUGAGUACGCUUCCAUCGGGUUAGGCUCACAGGCAACAGAACUGGUCACACCCUACUCUGACCUGGAGUUCGCCAUUCUGAUUGAGGAGGGGAAGGACAAUGAUAACACACGACAGCACUUCAUCAACCUGACACACUACCUACACCUGAAAGUCAUCAACCUCGGAGAGACCAUCCUACCGGCCAUGGCCAUCCCGUCACUCAACGAUUUUCCAUCCGAGGAUCCAGAGAAAGACUGGUUCUUUGACUCUGUCACGCCGCGUGGGUUUGCUUUUGACGGCUUCAUGCCAUGGGCCAGCAAGACCCCGUUUGGAAGAGAUCAGACCAAGAAGAAAGAUCCCGUAAGCCUUAUCCAAACCCCUGCUGAAAUGGCAAAGUUUCAGCUGCUAGACGUUUCCGUGGCAGAAGGGUACCACUUGUCAGACAUCCUCAGGCGGGUUGUUUUCUUAACAGGUGAAGAGGCCCUCGUGACGACUUAUAUGGGAAAACUUAACGCCUUCGUCACAAAUGAUCGAGUUUCGCAGCCCAUGCCUCGUCUGUCUGCUAGUCAAAUCUUGUCGGAGAACAAGGAACAACUUUCUUCCUAUUGGCCUACUGGAGAACUUCUGAAUGUUAAAAGAGACAUUUAUCGUUUUCCCGGCAUUGCCAUCGAAGUACUAGCUCUGUGCUGCCAGAUCACUCUUGCCAGCGCGUGGACUAUUAUAGAGGAAUUGAAAGAAAUGGAAAAAAUCAAUGAAGAGAAUGCGACCCACCUCGUGGUGUUGACCAGUAUCUCGGCUGAACUCCGGUUGAGAACAUACUUGAAUAAAGGGGAACAACAAGACAGUAUGUCUCCUCUUGCACAAAUGAAAUACGAUUCAAACGCACAAGAGAUAUCUGGCACUACAUUGAGUUCAAUAUUCCACGUUCCAGACAUUCAAGUUCUUUUUAGAUAUUACUACAGGGCUAUCCCUUUGAAGAAAUGUAUAGCAGAUAGCUUGCAGGUCCAACAGAAAAGUGUAUUGAAAAUGACAUUAUUUGAUAUUUCUCAUGAAUGUAGAGGUCGAAUAUCAAAAGAACUAUUUUUGUAUGAUAGAACCAAAAGCCAUCUGGAAGCAGCAUUAAUAGAUUCUGGUAGUGAUGUAAACAAACGUGCUGAAAUACUUCAGGAAUUGGGAUCCGUAUUGGACUUCUAUGACGAUAUCACAAAGGGAAUUAGUCUAAAUGAGGAGGCACUAAGGUUACGCAGAAGUAUCCAUGGAGACAAUGCGGCACAUCCGGGCAUUGCUGGGUCACUAAACAACCUGGGAUUAUCUUGCAUAGAUCUCGGUGACCACAAGAAAGCAAUCAACUACUUCGAACAGUCACUAUCGAUGCUGAAAACUGUCUAUGGAGUAAACACGGCACAUCCGAACAUUGCAACAUCACUUAACAACCUGGGGAUGUGUUGGACACGUCUCGGCGAUCACAAGAAAGCAAUCCACUACCACGAACUGUCACUCUCGAUGAGGAAAUCUAUCUACGGAGAAAACACAGCACAUCGGGAUAUUGCCACGUCACUAAACAACCUGGGGGCGUCUCGGGCGAGUCUCGGUGAUUAUAAGAAAGCAAUCAGCUACCACGAACAGUCAUUGACGAUGAAGAAAAUUAUUUUUGGAGAAAACACGGCACAUCCGGACAUUGCCGCGUCACUAAAUAACCUGGGAAUAUCUCGGAGAGAUUUUGGCGAUCACAAGAAAGCAAUCAGAUACUACGAACAGUCACUGUCGAUGAGGGAAACUAUCUACGGAGAAAACACCGCAUAUCCGGAGAGUGCCGGGUUAUUUAACAACCUGGGGGUGUCUUGGAAUGAUCUCGGUGACCAUGAGAAAGCUAUUAGCUACUUUGAACAGUCACUAUCGAUGAGGAAAACUAUCUAUGGAGAAAACACGGCACAUCCGGAGAUUGCCUUAUCACUAAAUAACCUGGGGGCGUCUUGGGGUUAUCUCGGCGACCAUAGGAAACAAAACAGCUACUACGAACAGUCACUAUCAAUGGUGAAAACUAUUUAUGGAAAAGACACGGCACAUCCGGACAUUGCCUUAUUACUAUACAACUUGGGAUCACUUUGGAGUGAUCUCGGGGAUCACAAGAAGGCAAGCAGCUACUACGAGCAGUCGCUGUCGAUGAAGAAAACUAUCUAUGGAAAGAACACGGCACAUCCUGACAUUGCCGCGACACUAAACAACCUAGGGGUAUCUUUGAAUGAUCUCGGCGAUUACAAGAAAGCAAUCCACUACUUCGAACAGUCACUAUCGAUGAGGAAAACUAUCUAUGGAGAGAACACGGCACAUCCGUACAUUGCUAGGUCACUAAACAACCUGGGAUGGUCUUGGAGUAAACUCGACGAUCACAACAAAUCAUUCCGCUACUGUGAACAGUCACUGUCGAUGAUGAAAACUAUCUAUGGAGAAAACACGGCUCAUCUGGACAUUGCCAAGUCACUAAAAAUCCUGGGGGCGUCUUGGUCGAAUCUCGGGAAUCACAAGAAAGCAAUCCGCUACUACGAACAGUUACUAUCGAUGAUGAAAACUAUCUAUGGAGAAAACACGGCUCAACUGGACAUUGCCAAGUCACUAAACAACCUUGGGGCGUCUUGGUCGAAUCUCGGAGAUCACAAGAAAGCAUUCCGCUACUAUGAACAGUCACUGUCGAUGAUGAAAACUAUCUAUGGGGAAAACACGGCUCAUCUGGACAUUGCCAAGUCACUAAAAAACCUGGGGGCGUCUUGGUCGAAUCUCGGGAAUCACAAGAAAGCAAUCCGCUACUACGAACAGUUACUAUCGAUGAUGAAAACUAUCUAUGGAGAAAACACGGCACACCUGAACAUUGCCUUAUCACUAAACAGUCUUGGAUCGUCUUGGGGCAAGCUCGGUGAUUUUGAAGAAGCAAUCAGGUACUUUGAACUGUCACUAUCGAUGAACAAAACUGUCUAUGGAGAAACAAAGGCACAUCCUGACAUUGCCUUGUCACUGCUUAACUUGGGCUUGUCUUGGGGCAAUCUUAGUAAUCACAAAAAAGCAAUCAUCUACUUUGAACAGUCCCUAACGAUGUAUAGAAUUAUCUAUGGCAAUAAUUCGAAAAAUCUUCGUAUCUCCGAAACACUUAAGAGCCUGCAUUUGGCAUGGGCUAACCUUGGUAAUGUUAAGAAAGCGCUGGAGUACAAGCAACAAUUACAAGAAUGCUGACAGCUUUUCAUGGUUACAGGCCUUCAAGGUUCUAAUUGUUACCCAUAAAUGUAUUGGAGGGGGGGGGGGCGAACGCAUUAUAGUUUUUUAAAGAUUAUCAUGACAGAAUAUCGCCUACUUUCUAAUCAGGCAGUACAAUCAUUUUUUAGACGCUAGUUCUACGAAUAUUUCAUUAAAUAUUUAUACCUACCAGAAGUGUACGGUAUAAAAAACUGCAGGUAAACUUUGUCUACCUGUAAUUAUUGUGUGUGCAUUUUAAGUUAGG
Messenger RNA from Branchiostoma floridae (Florida lancelet), 5017 nucleotides. RefSeq lists its product as uncharacterized. The transcript is spliced from 4 exons. Lineage: Eukaryota; Metazoa; Chordata; Leptocardii; Amphioxiformes; Branchiostomatidae. Gene Ontology annotation, molecular function: protein binding. The coding region runs from base 139 to 4752 and encodes 1537 amino acids. The record is from RefSeq and is a predicted model, not a curated record.